AUGGACGGAGCAAAAGCCGGCUCCGGCGAAGUUCCGGAAUUGCUACUGCAGAAAAUCAAAGCAGGCUUAGCUAAAGUGUCGCCGCGUUCGACAAGUUGGAGCAUCUUCACAGUACCAAACAAACUCCGCAGCGUCAAGGCCGGCGCCUACGAUCCUCACAUCCUCUCAAUCGGACCUUUCCACCACGGCCGUCAGAACCUCGCCGGAAUGCAAACCCACAAAUGGCGCUACACUCUGUCCCUCCUCGAACGCACCCAGGACGCCAUUCCCACAAUGGAAUCCUGCCUCAAAGCCAUCCUCGGCUUCGACCACGAAAUCCGCGCCUGCUACGCCGAGCCGAUCACCCACGAGCCGGCAGAGCUAGCCGAGAUCCUCUUCCUCGACGGCUGCUUCAUCCUCGAGCUCUUCCUCCGCUACUCCAACAACGAGCCGAAUCUCAACCACGGCGACUUGCAGAACGACCCAAUUUUCACAACCUCGUGGAUAAUUUCCACUCUCCAGAGAGACAUGGCUCUGCUCGAGAAUCAGAUCCCCUUCUUCGUCCUCGAAUGGCUUUUCGAUUACACGGUCCGCCGAAGCUCCAGCCGCGUGGACUCGCUCCCCGAUAUCGCUCUAGGGUUCUUCAAAUCCGCGAUAAGUGGGUCGCUGCCGAGAAAUCCGGCGCAGUCCACGGCGGCGGCGGCGACGAAUUUCCAGGGGAGGGAAACGAUUAGAAUGGAGAGAAGGCAGAGCACGAAGCACUUGCUCCACCUGAUCCACACCAGCUACCGGCCUUCUUCUCCGAAAGCAGAAGCGAGGCUCCAGAUUGGGGCGCCGGCGGCGCCGUCGGCGUUCGUUCCGUCAGUAGGGGAGCUGUGCGCGGCGGGGAUUCAAGUCCAGAUGCAGAGGAAGCCGACGAAAUCGAUGCUCGAUCUGAAAUUCAAAAACGGAGUGCUGAAGAUACCGCCGCUGCGGAUCCACGACUCCACCGACGCGCUGUUCAGGAACCUGGUGGCGUUCGAGCAGUGCUUCCAUGGCUGCCCGCAGUACAUAACGUCGUACGUGCUGCUGAUGGACCGAUUGGUGUACACGAUGGACGAUGUGGAGCUGCUGGAGCAGAGUAUGAUCCUGGAGAACUAUCUGGGGAGCAGGGCAGAAGCGGCGGACCUGUUCGAUAGCAUCUGCAAGCAGAUUGGGAUUCAGGAUUUCUACUUCCCGGUGCUCUGCGAUGAGUUAAAUGAGUUCUACUGCCGGCGGUGGACUUCGUGCUGGGUUGAUCUCAGGAGGAAUUAUUUCACCUCGAAAUGGACGCUCGCGUCGGUGUUUGCUGCUUUCUUGCUCCUUACCAUGGCUCUUCUGCAAACGCUCUACACAGUUCUUUCCUACUAUUCUUACAGAAAAUGA
Linum tenue is the source of this 1383-nucleotide messenger RNA. The record is from the annotation of a GenBank genome assembly. NCBI's taxonomy places the organism in Eukaryota, Viridiplantae, Streptophyta, Magnoliopsida, Malpighiales, Linaceae.